CAGCAGUGUAGCAACAAAACCAUUCCUAUCAAACAAACAGUGGGCAUCAGGCCUACAUACCUCAAUAAACUGUUCCUUGUAUUCGUCACACAAACAAGCCAUUAGUGAAUUCUCAUCUUAUCCUCUUCAACCAUUAGCGUUGGUUGUUGGAUCAUACAUCGGAUAUGGGACUUCCACAAAACAUCGACGAUCACAGGCUUCUCAGACUUCUUUUGUUCCUGUAUAUCAGUCUGUCUUCUUCUUCACUUAGUCAAGGAAAAGAGCUCCCCUACAUGACUGCAGAUGUCAAGGAAGUCUCAGGCAUGUCCUUUGAUUAUAUUGUAGUCGGGGGAGGAACUACCGGCUGUCCCCUGGCUGCAACCUUGUCUGAGAAAUUCUCGGUAUUGUUGGUAGAACGGGGCAGCUCACCUUAUGGAAAUCCCCUUAUUACAGACAUAGAGUACUACGGGCUUUCUUUGAUACAAACUGACGAAUACUCAUCUGUUGCACAAGUUUUCAUCUCCCAAGACGGUGUUAGCAACUUAAGAGGACGAGUUCUUGGAGGAUCCUCAGCUAUAAAUGGUGGUUUCUAUAGCCGGGUCAGUGAGGAUUUUGUUAAGCAAGCUGGGUGGGAAGAGGAACUGGUUCAAGAUUCUUAUAAAUGGGUGGAAUCCAGAGUUGUGUUCACACCUAAGUUAGCUCCAUGGCAGACUGCUGUUGAGUUUGGUUUCCUUGAAGCAGGAAUUCUACCUUACAACGGUUUCAGUUUAGAGCAUAUCCAGGGAACAAAAAUAGGAGGAAGUAUCUAUGGUAAAUUUGGAAAAAGACACUCCUCCGCUGAUCUUUUAGAGGCUGGGAAUCCUAGUAAAAUCACAGUACUGUUAAAUGCAACGGUGAAGAGUCUCAUCUUCCAAGACAAUACAGGUGACAGAAAUGAGAGCAGAGUUCGCGGGAUAAAGUUUGUGAAAAGUGAUGGCAGCACAGAUCAAACUUAUGAAGCUUAUCUCAAUCAGCCAAAGAAUUCAAGCUCAUGGGGUGAUGUUAUUUUGUCAGCAGGAGCAUUAGGCAGCCCCCAGCUCUUACUUUUAAGCGGCAUUGGGCCAAGAAAACACCUAGAAAAGUUCAAUAUCUCAACCAUGGUCGAUCUAGAAGGAGUUGGAAAAGAGAUGAAAGACAACCCUGGAAUUGCUCUUGUGUUUAACCCUCCACCAAAGUCAAGACAAAAUCAACAAGCAGAGCCGCCGCAAGUUGCAGCCAUAGCAAGCAACUUCAAAUUCAUAAUAGAAGCAGGAGUUAUACCAGUUAGCUUCAAUUCAACAAGGAUGGGAAUAGCUGCCAAGGUUGCAUUCCCUGAGUCUAAAGGAAUGCUCAAGCUACAAAACACAGACCCGAGGAAAAACCCUUUGGUGAAAUUCAACUAUCUAACCAAAGAAAAGGACGUGGAUGAAUGUGUAAACAUGGUACGUGCGCUUGAGCAUGUUGCAAUGUCAGAAUCAGUAUCUUUGUUCCUGGGAAUUCAGCCUCAAGACAAGAAUCUGACGAGGAGUGAAGAUGAACUUAGACAGUUUUGCAAGAAGAAUGUGAGGACCUAUUAUCACUUCCAUGGAGGCUGUGUUGUUGGAAGGGUUGUUGACCAGGAUUACCGGGUGCUUGGGGUUGAAGGAUUGAGAGUAGUAGAUGGAUCAACUCUACUAGAAUCACCAGGAACAAAUCCAAUGGCUACACUCUUGAUGCUAGGGAGAUAUCAAGGAAUCAAAAUACUCAGACAGAGGGAAGUGGCUUCUGCAUUUGGAGCCCAUCAUGCUACAUAGAAUACCCAGUUGACAUUUAUAUCUUGUCUCAGUCAUAUAAUCUUUACAUUAUGUUUGGAACAAAUAAAUAAGUUAUACUAAACAUAUAUCUAAAGAUAUGAACUUUAGAAUUCAAACGAUUAUGGCAUAAAUGGGCAACGAAUUGAAACCAAAAUAUUUAAUCUUAUUCAUUGACCUGCAAAGGAAACUAUUCUCAGGAAAAAAAAAAGUUCCAUCUACAUGUCAUUCCCCAUGAACGGAAGAAAAGAAGCAAGAAGAAUCCUUAGAAGCAUGUCUAAACCUCCAUUUCAUUGACAUGUCUGGGGGUUGAAGAAGCGUCGUCCUCACUAAAAUCAACUGGAAAGAGGUUCCCCUCCAAGAAAAUUUCUACGUCUCCUACUGUUGAAAGAGAAACUAACCCAAAUCUCCAUCUCAACUCUCACCUCUCCCUCUCUCG
Molecule: messenger RNA, 2226 nt
Organism: Carica papaya (papaya)
Lineage: Eukaryota; Viridiplantae; Streptophyta; Magnoliopsida; Brassicales; Caricaceae
Product: protein HOTHEAD-like
Molecular function (GO): oxidoreductase activity, acting on CH-OH group of donors; flavin adenine dinucleotide binding
Source: RefSeq, a predicted model, not a curated record